CCAAGGGCCCAGUGUGUGAGCAGCAUCUGCCCAGCACCACCUCCUGUGUGUGGCAUGGGAGCCUAGGGACAGAGCCACGUCCCAGCCAGCGGGGGGACUGGGCACAGGUGCCACCACCUCGGCAGCCAGGAGGGACCUGAGAGGCGCCUCAAGGCCAGCGAGCAGCAGGGCCAGGCACUGAGCAACUCUGGCUGCUCCUGCAGCCCCACAACUCCACUUCUUCUCUUCCUCCUCCGUGUCUGAAGGCUGCAGUCAGCAUGAGGGAUGACUGCCCGGUCCCCGUGCCCCAGUGCAGCCGGUACGCCCAGAGACUGAGAGCCUCGCGCGCCGUGCACUUCCCCAACGACGUUGUCUUCCAGGACCACAUCAGGGAGGGGGACCUGGAGCAGGUGGGCAGGUUCAUCCGUGCCAGGAAGGUGACCCUGGACACCAUCUACCCCUCUGGCAUGGCAGCCCUCCACGAAGCCGUGCUGACAGGAAACCUGGACUGUGUCAAGCUCCUGGUUAGGUACGGCGCCGACAUCCACCAGAAGGACGAGCAGGGGUGGACGCCCCUGCACAUGGCCUGCAGCGACGGCUACGCCAGCAUCGCCAGGUACCUCAUCUCCCUCGGGGCCAGCCUGGAGGCCACCACGGACGAGGGGGACCGGCCCUCGGACCUCAUCGACCCCGAGUACAAGGACCUGGUGGAGCUCUUUGAAGCCAGCAGCACGGGCUGAGGCGGGGCCGGAGGGACGGGGCUGGGCCCGGGCAGGGCCUGGGCCGGCGGCCGAGCGGGGCCUCGAGCGGGACCGCGACUCGGAACCGCUUCGUGUGUUCCAAUAAAGAUCUGGGACGCUG
This is a messenger RNA of Apus apus (common swift), 840 nucleotides long. It is a transcript of the gene PPP1R27, whose product is annotated as protein phosphatase 1 regulatory subunit 27. The transcript has 3 exons. The record is from RefSeq and is a predicted model, not a curated record. The coding region runs from base 258 to 719 and encodes 153 amino acids. Gene Ontology annotation, molecular function: phosphatase binding. NCBI's taxonomy places the organism in Eukaryota, Metazoa, Chordata, Aves, Apodiformes, Apodidae.